AUGCUCCGGGCCUCAACGGUGCACGCGCGUCUCCUCCUCUCGCGCUCCUACGUAGGCCAGGCAAUGGCAGCUUCUCGCUGGCCUCUCGUCCGCAGGAAGCCUUCGUAUCUUGGAUCUGUACGCCCUUUCUAUCAAAUGGACACUACAGGGCAAGACGAAAAUAAUAUUUUGACUGCAAGAGGGUGCCAUAGCUCCCCUGAGAGUCAAGAAUUAGCAAUGAAAAGCUGUGUUCCAUGCAACUCUAAGGAUUUACAUCCCAUGUCAGAAGAUUCUGCUAAUGAGUUGCUUGAACAGGUGAAUGGUUGGGAACUGAUCACUGAAGGUGGUAUUCUGAAAUUACAUAGAGCAUGGAAGGUGAAGAACUUUGUUAAGGGACUUGAGUUCUUUCAACUUGUUGCUGCUAUCGCUGAGGAAGAAGGUCACCAUCCAGAUCUUCAUCUUGUUGGUUGGAAUAACGUGAAGAUUGAUGUUUGGACUCAUUCUGUCAGAGGUUUAACAAGUAAUGAUUUCGUCCUUGCUGCGAAGAUCAAUGAUCUCACUUUGGAAGGCAUUAUAAGGAAGAAAGCUACAUAG
Molecule: messenger RNA, 573 nt
Organism: Miscanthus lutarioriparius
Lineage: Eukaryota; Viridiplantae; Streptophyta; Magnoliopsida; Poales; Poaceae
Source: the annotation of a GenBank genome assembly